GUCACUUUUAGUCACUGAGUUCUCUGAGUUAUUAAAGUUAACGUCAGUCAGAGCAGAAUGGAAAUGAUGGAGGAUAUUUAUGCAAAUUCAGGAUUUACUGAAGACAACAGAAGAAAUUCAGACAGUAGUGGACAGUCAUAUGAAGACAUUUAUGCCAAUGAGGACAACAUAGUAACAAAUAAGACCAGCAACAAAAGGAACUCUGGUACAGAAACUGCGGAGGACAUUCACAUUAAAAAUGCUGAGGAAGGCGACAAAACCUCUCACUCACAUACAGCGGAUCCUCAGCACAGAGGAUUCUACAGACUGGCUGUAGUCUGUCUGGGGCUGCUGUGUGUUCUCCUGCUGACUGGUAUCUUAGUGCUGUGGGUCAAGUUCACUGCACAAAGAGACACAGUUACACAGUUACAGACCAGUUACACCAACCUAACUGCAGAGAGAGACCAGCUACAGACCAGUUACACCAACCUGACUGCAGAGAGAGACCAGCUACAGACCAGUUACACCAACCUGACUGCAGAGAGAGACCAGCUACAGACCAGUUACGCCUCUGUGACCCAUCAGCUUCAGAAUCAGAAAGACUGUCUUCAGAAAUUCUCUAAUCUGGAGAAGGCAGCACAGCAGGGCUGGACAUUUUUCAUGACCAGUGUUUACUUCAUCUCUACUGGAGGGAAGAGCUGGAGUGAGAGCAGACAGGACUGCAGACAGAGAGGAGCAGACCUGGUGAUCAUAAACAACAGAGAAGAACAGAACUUUGUUGAAGUAUUGAGACGAGGACAGAGAGCUUGGAUUGGUCUGACCGACAGUGAGACAGAGGGGGUCUGGAAAUGGGUGGACGGCUCAUCACUGACCACCACGUUCUGGAGACCCAGUGAACCCAACAGUAAUGCAGGAGAUGAGGACUGUGUUGUAUUUGGCGAAGGGUCGGACCCUGUAAAGAACUGGGCUGACUAUCCCUGUAAUGACCGGUUUGUUGGGAUUUGUAAGAAAAGUAUUUUUAACUGAGAGGGUUUUAGAACGAAUUUCAGCAAAUACAAGGAAUAUCAGCAGUUUUUUUGGAUCUGCACAGGAAUUUGUAUCUGCUUGGUCACCCACAUGUGAGUGAAUAACAGCAUAUUUGUACAACCCCAAUUCCAAAAAAGUUGGGACGCAAUGCUAUGAUCUGCAAAUCUCAUAGACCCAUAUUUCAUUCAGAAUAGAACACAGAACGCAUAUCAGAUAUUUUACCAUUUCAUGAAAAAUAUUGUUGUUUAGAACUUCGUGGCAGUUGGGAAGGGGCAGCAACAGGCUGGAAAAGUAAGUGGAACUCAUAUGACUGGGAACAAAAGGAGCAUUUUUGAUUCUGUACUGGAAGUCACUGCAUGGACUUCCAGAAGUCACUGUCUGUGAACACAGCUCGUUGUGCAAUCCACAAAUGCAAGUUAAAGCUGUACCACACAAAGAAGACACCAUAUGUCAACAUGAUCCAGAAACACUGCCAUCUUCUCUGGCCAAAGCUCAUUGGAAAUGGACUGAGGCCAAAUGGAAAACUGUUUUGUGGUCAGAUGAACCAAAAUCUGAAAUUCUUUUUGGAAAACGAAGACGCUGUGUCCUGCAGACUCAAGAGGAGAGGGACCAUCCAGCUUGCUGUCAGCACACAAUUCAAAAGCCUGCAGCUGUGAUGGUAUAGGGUUGCAUUAGUGCCAUGGGCAGCUUACACAUCUGGAAAGGCACCAUCAAUGAUGACCAGUAUAUAGAGAUAUAUAUUUUAGAACAGCAUACUCCCAUCCAGACCUCGUCUCUUUCUCUCUCUCGAAGGCCUUGCAUAUUUCAGCAAGACAAUGCUUAACCACAUUCU
Pygocentrus nattereri (red-bellied piranha) is the source of this 1837-nucleotide messenger RNA. RefSeq names its product C-type lectin domain family 4 member M-like. The transcript is spliced from 5 exons. The coding region runs from base 58 to 1005 and encodes 315 amino acids. The record is from RefSeq and is a predicted model, not a curated record. Lineage: Eukaryota; Metazoa; Chordata; Actinopteri; Characiformes; Serrasalmidae.